Bombus huntii is the source of this 1354-nucleotide messenger RNA. It is a transcript of the gene EMRE, whose product is annotated as essential MCU regulator, mitochondrial. The record is from RefSeq and is a predicted model, not a curated record. The transcript has 4 exons. Lineage: Eukaryota; Metazoa; Arthropoda; Insecta; Hymenoptera; Apidae. Gene Ontology annotation, biological process: calcium import into the mitochondrion; mitochondrial calcium ion homeostasis. The coding region runs from base 519 to 791 and encodes 90 amino acids. Gene Ontology annotation, cellular component: uniplex complex; mitochondrial inner membrane.
CACGGGCGAUCUCCGUAAAACUAGCGUGACAUUCAACGUGUUAAUAACGCGAAACAUAUCGCACGUAUAGAAAACGAUGUCCAAAAACGGCGCGACAAGAACUUUCCAAGUCCACAUCCAAGCAGUUUCAUCGCAAAAGCAGUAAACGCAUUUGCGCAAGAAAACAGAUAUACAAAGAAAUAGGAGGGAACAAGAAAGAACACAUAAUUUCAAGUAUUAUUUAUUAUUAUUAUUAUUAUAAUUCCUGUACAGGAAUUUCCUCUAAGAAAGAGCAGGAAUAUGUGACGAAAUAAAACUGUAAAAGCGAUGUUUUUGCUUUUCACAAAAGAAAUACGAGGAACCACGAAGAUAGAAGGAGUGUAAAGGGAAAUGAACGAGAAAGAAAAAAUCAUAAACGUUUGUUGUUGAUGAUUUUAUGUCUCAACGAUUGCCCAAUGCAAUAAGCAACAACGUGCAAAACUAUCAAAGUAACUACACAGCCAUAAGUAGUGCUUAUAUAGUAUCAGUAAAAUAGAAGAAUGGCACUGCAACGUACACAUGUUGUAUUACAAACUGUCAACGAUUUAAGGAAAAUAAAUGGGCAAAUGAAAUCACAUUCUCGGUCAAGAACAACAACACCUUCAGGUGCUAUUCAACCAGAACCAAAAAGAACACGUUUCAGUUUUUUGGGUGUUAUCUGCAGUAUUAUGACAGGACUAGUCAUAGGAGCUACUUUAAGUAAAAUGAUGGCUAACUAUCUCGAAGAGAAAGAAUUGUUCGUACCUUCGGAUGAUGAUGACGACGAUGAUUAAUUUAUUCUCGGUACGCAAAUUAAUUAAGGCAGAGAUUUAAAAUUUCUACAUCUUGUUUUUCAUAUCGAGUCUCGGUCCAGACUUUUGCAUGUAUCCCUAAAAUGUACUUUGCAUAAGUAAGCUUCUCAUUGUUCCUCCAUAAUCAUGUAUCAUUCAGUGCUAUCGUUUAAUCUUUGCUUGUGAGGAAAAUAGACUUCUUCCAUGUCUAUACAUUGUUUUCUGUUUUAAGAUCUAUGGCAACGAAGUCUGGAAAGAUAUAAGAUGAUGUAAUAUGUCUGACCUUUGGGCAGCACAUGUUUUACAUAUAUAGUUGCCACGAUAAAUCAAAUAUACGCGGUGCUUUCAAUUCUCUUAGAGCUUUACUUGCGCAAUUUAAGUAACGUAUUGUUUAUUACCAAUUUUUGUUGAAAGGCAAACUGAUUUUGUAUAUAUCUACAUGUAUGUUUAAAUAUAUUCCUUUAAAAUGCAUAUAGAAAAUGUAUAUACCUAGGUGUACAGACAUACAGAUAUUUUGUAAAUAUUGUUUCAUUGGAUUGCAAAAUAAACACAAUGCAAAGAAACAA